AUGUAUCUAAACACACCUAAAAAUCUAUGUUUUGGUCUUCUUCUUGGGCGUUUAGUAAUUGUUGUUUUAUUUUUCUUUUCGUUGCUUCCCAUUGUUCAUUCAUUGAAUUUCAGUAUAACUUAUUUUGAACCAAAGCCAACCAACAUAGUAUACGAAGGUGAUGCCAAGUCUUCUUCUGGAGUGAUUCAACUUAACACCGUGGAAAAUUGCUUCUUAGCUGGGAGGGCAACAUACUCGGAGCCAUUGCAUCUUUGGGACUCAGCUUCAGGAACACUCACCAAUUUCGCUAUUCGUUUCUCUUUCAGCAUUGUCAUUCACAAUUCUAACCAUACCGAUGAUGGCUUUGCCUUCUUCCUUGCUCCUGUUGGUUAUCCAAUUCCUCCAAACUCUGCUGGUCCAUAUCUGGGACUCCUCAAUGACACAACCAGGUUCGCCACUUCUCAAAACCAAAUCAUCAUGGUUGAGUUUGAUACUUGUCCCAAUGUAAGAUUUCCUAGAGUUUGGGAUCCGCCGGAGCAGCAUGUUGGGAUCAAUAUCAACUCCAUCUCUUCAGUAGUCAAAACCAGUUGGGAUGCCAAUUCGCAUAGUGGACAGGUGGCUGAUGUUUAUAUAUCUUACAAUGCUACCACAAAGAACCUGUCCGCGUCCUGGACAUACAGAGAAGAGGAACACCCUGUUUCUUCUUCUCUUUCUCACAUCAUUGAUCUAAAGGAAGUUCUUCCCGAGUGGGUUACCUUUGGAUUCUCCGCUUCUACAGCCUUGUAUCCAGAAAAUCAUAUCAUCACUUCCUGGGAAUUCAGUUCUAAUUCGGAUGCAAGGAAAUUAGGGAGAAAGAAAGGAAUAAAGUCGUAUGUUAUCUCACUCAUUGUUGUUGCAGCUUUCUUCAUGAUAUUGAUGUUUGGAAUGUGCAUAUCUCGGUCCAUGAUGGGGAAGAUUAAAACUAACAGAAUUGCCAAUAUACCCCUCUCGGUUAAUACAGAUCUGGAAAGAGGGGCGCUUCCAAAAAGAUUUUCUCACCGAGAACUUGUUGCGGCUACUGAUGGGUUUGCAAAUGGUAGAAAGCUCGGUCAGGGAGGGUCUGGACAAGUUUACAAAGGAACGUUGAGUGAUAUUGACCGUCUAGUUGCUGUCAAGAGAAUUGUUGCUGGAUCUGACCAUUCUGAAAGAAUCUUCAUCAAUGAAGUGAAGAUAAUAAGCCGUCUGAUUCAUAAAAACCUGGUGCAUUUCAUUGGAUGGUGUCAUGAGAAAGAUGAAUUCUUAUUAGUUUAUGAAUACAUGUCUAAUGGCAGCCUUGAUGCUCAUCUCUUCGGCAAUAGAAGAACUCUGCCAUGGAGUAUCAGGUACAAAAUAGCUUUAGGAUUGGCCUCAGCAAUUCACUACCUUCAUGAAGAUGCAGAGCAAUGUGUCCUUCACAGAGACAUAAAAUCAGCCAAUGUACUAUUAGAUGCAGAUUUCAGCACCAAGCUUGGCGAUUUUGGGGUUGCUAAGCUGGUGGAUCCUAGACUGAGGACUCAGAUGACAGGGGUGGUAGGGACUUACGGCUACCUAGCGCCAGAAUAUGUCAACGGAGGGAGGGCUAGUAAAGAAUCAGACAUGUAUAGUUUUGGUGUUGUGGCUUUGGAAAUUGCAUGUGGGAGGAAGACUUACCAGAAUGGUGACUAUCAUGCUCCGCUAAUGAGAUGGAUGUGGGAGCUCUACCUUGCUGGAAAUAUCAUGGAAGCAGCUGAUGAAAGAUUACAAAUGGAUUUUGAUUCUAAUGAGAUGGAAAGGUUGAUGAUGGUGGGAUUAUGGUGCACUUGUCCCAAUGAAAAAGAUAGACCAAAAGCAGGACAAGUUAUUAAAGUUCUUCAGCUUGACAUGCCAAUGCCCGAGCUUCCACAUGAUAUGCAUGACUCGAUCAUUCUACCUCAACAAAGAAUUGAUUCAUUUCAGUCUCCAGUCACUACUAGCAUCAACAGUGUUGGCCGUUAAAAGCAAUUCGUCUGCUACUUUGUACUUUGGUCCGUCUAGCUUUAGCAUUGUAAGAGCCUAAAUCUGCAACCUUUUUUUUUUAGUUGGGGUGUGUGCGUCUGGUGUUGUCUGUUUGGUUCCCAUGUAUUAAGUACAGCACACGAAACAAACUGAAUAAAACAAUUAAAUUUCAUCCGACUCGCACGCCUAUCUGACUUUCAC
Messenger RNA from Ziziphus jujuba (common jujube), 2172 nucleotides. Its product is annotated as L-type lectin-domain containing receptor kinase IX.1. The record is from RefSeq and is a predicted model, not a curated record. The transcript has a single exon. Bases 1 to 1971 code for a protein of 656 amino acids. Gene Ontology annotation, molecular function: protein kinase activity; carbohydrate binding; ATP binding. Gene Ontology annotation, biological process: protein phosphorylation. NCBI's taxonomy places the organism in Eukaryota, Viridiplantae, Streptophyta, Magnoliopsida, Rosales, Rhamnaceae. Gene Ontology annotation, cellular component: plasma membrane.